UCCUGCUGUAGACACAUGGAACAGCCGCACGCUCUUGCGGAGGGCGGGGCCGGCGCCGGCGCCGGCGCCGGAGUGGAGGCCAUAGGGGAUGCGUACAUCAUCCGGCCGCUCGAGCUCGCCGACCUCUCCAAGGGGUUCUGCGACCUUCUCGCGCAGCUCUCCCCCUCUCCGCCCCUCUCAGAGGAAGCCUUCCACGCGCGCUUCGCUGAGCUCGCUGCGCUGGGCGCCGAUCACCUGAUCCUCGUAGCGGAGGACGCUGCGACGGGCCGCCUCGCCGGCGCGGGGGCGAUGCUGGUGGAGCGCAAGUUCAUCCGGCGCUGCGGCCUUGUGGGCCACUUGGAGGACGUGGUGGUGGACGCCGCCGCGAGGGGUCGGGGGCUCGGGGAGCGGCUCGUGCACCGCCUGGUGGAGCACGCUAGGGGGAGAGGGUGCUACAAGGUUAUACUCAACUGCACAACGGAGCUGAAGGGGUUCUACGCCAAGUGCGGGUUCGUGGAGAAGAACGUCCAGAUGGGGCUCUACUUCUGAUCUAGUAGGUUCCAGCUUCUCCGAUUGCACGCCCUGUUUAUGUUGUCUUCAAUUGAUUCCUCAAUUCAGGAAGUGCUGUUGGAAAGAUCUGUAGGUUCGCCUGUUUCCUUGAAAAAACUCGAGCUAGUGAUCACUGCGGCUUGCAUUGCCUCAACAUAAUUAUGUGAUGUGUGGCACAUUUACUGAAUCCAUUUGUAAUGGGAUGUUGUCAGAAGUUAUUAUAGAUCUCUUUGCUUUUA
Messenger RNA from Sorghum bicolor (sorghum), 767 nucleotides. Its product is annotated as glucosamine 6-phosphate N-acetyltransferase 1. The record is from RefSeq and is a predicted model, not a curated record. Gene Ontology annotation, biological process: UDP-N-acetylglucosamine biosynthetic process. The transcript has a single exon. Bases 16 to 528 code for a protein of 170 amino acids. NCBI's taxonomy places the organism in Eukaryota, Viridiplantae, Streptophyta, Magnoliopsida, Poales, Poaceae. Gene Ontology annotation, cellular component: endoplasmic reticulum; endoplasmic reticulum-Golgi intermediate compartment; Golgi apparatus. Gene Ontology annotation, molecular function: monosaccharide binding; glucosamine 6-phosphate N-acetyltransferase activity.